Messenger RNA from Stylophora pistillata, 1004 nucleotides. RefSeq lists its product as uncharacterized. The record is from RefSeq and is a predicted model, not a curated record. Lineage: Eukaryota; Metazoa; Cnidaria; Anthozoa; Scleractinia; Pocilloporidae.
AAAAUGCCCAGCCAAUCUUUUAAUAGUGGGUCCUACCAGUUGCGGCAAAACGACCUUUCUAAAACGCCUGCUGCUAGAAAACCCGGAAGUAUUUUCCGUACCCCUGAAACGCAUUCGGUAUUGCUACGGGUCGUGGCAGCCGAAUUUCGACGACAUGAAAAAGCAUGGCAUAGAAUUUGAGGAGGGAGUGCCUGACGACGAAAAGAUUAAAGAAUGGUUUGGCGAUACGAAAGGAGGCAUGUUAGUCUUGGAUGAUUUGAUGGCCGAAGGCGGAAACGAUAAAGACAUUCUGAAUUUGUUUACCCGAUAUUCCCAUCAUUUAAAUGUCAUCGUAUGUUACCUCUGUCAAGAUAUGUUUCCCGCAGGGAAAUAUGCCAAAACCAUUUCUAGAAUUGCCCAGUACAUCAUUGCCUUUAAAAACCUGAGGGAUCAAAUUGGAUUAAGGAAUUUACUCUUGCAAAUGUACCCUACCAAAUGGCAAGAAGUCAUGAAAGUAUAUAACGAAUGCACGGAAAGACUGUAUGGUUAUUUGUGUUUUGAUGUACACCCGGCGAGUCGCGAUUCUAUGAGACUGGUGAGUCAUCUCUUAAAACACGAAGGUUGCAUGAGAUGUUACAGAGAUGCCCAAACGUAAAAUUCGUAAAAGAAGGCAACGCAGAGGAGACUUGGUAGGAUCAUUAUCUUUAGGAUACAAUAGUAGUAUCCCUUUGGCGGGUUCUGGAUCAUUUUCCCUGAAUUUACGUCAAAUUAUCAUGAAUGUACGUUAAUUUAGUACUUUCAUGGCCUGUUUUAUGCUCUAUCGUUAAAUUAUCGUGCAUGCACGAUAAUUCAUCACUUUCGAGAGAUUCUUUAAGUAUGUUUGUAGCAUUCACGUCAAAUUAUCGUGCAUGCACUAUAUUUUUGCACUUUUCCCAUCAUCUAUUUGUGGUAUUCACGUUAAAUCAUCGUGCAUGCACAAUAAUUUGACGGCGUGCCAUUUGUCUUUAAGUGUGUUGUGUGACGGC